AUGGGUGCAGAAAACUGCUAUGGCAAUCUUGGCUGUUUCUACGAUGACAAUCCAUGGUCCGGUACCCCACAGAGGAAGGUCAUCCCUCUACCCUGGAGCCCCAAAAAGAUUAAUUCCCGAUUCUUCCUCCACACCAGGGACAAUCCCCAACUAUACCAGGAAAUCAGCUCUAGGGAUAUCAUGAGCAUUAAGAAUUCUGUCUUCCGAUCAGGACGGAAGACGAUCUUCAUAGUGCAUGGUCUGGCCGACAAAGCGGAGGAUAACUGGGUGUCUGAAAUGAUCCUGGAGAUCCUCCGAGCAGAAGAUGUGAAUUGUGUCGGAGUGGAUUGGCGUAAUGGUUCGGCUAAUUUGCAGAUGUACGCUCAGGCGAGCAGCAACGUCCAAGUGGUGGGAGCUGAAAUCGCCUAUCUGGUGACAAGAUUGCAGGAGGAGCUGGAAUACCCACCAUCCAAAGUUCACCUCAUUGGGCACAGCCUUGGUGCUCACGCAUCCGGUGAAGCCGGGAAGCGAUGUCGCGGGAUUGGUAGAAUAACCGGCCUAGACCCAGCUCGGCCAUUCUUUGAGGACACGGAUAAAGUAGUUCACCUGGAUGCCUCUGACGCAGAGUUUGUUGACAUCAUUCACACAGACACUGACCCCUAUUUAGGUCUUGGCACGAUAAAAGCAACCGGACACUAUGACUUUUAUCCCAAUGGGGGAGAACACAUGACUGGAUGUCCAAGCAAACUAUCCUUCCUAACUGGCAAUGCAGUCUCAUUGGUGGAGUCAAUGGCCUGCAACCAUCUGCGUGCUCCCCUCUUCUACAUAGAGAGCGUCCGAAAUCCCGGGGGAUUCCUGAGCUACCCAUGUGAGAACUACAUGGCGUUUCAAGACGGUUCCUGCUUUCCCUGUCCCUCCAGUGGUUGCCCGGCCAUGGGGCAUUAUGCUGAUCCAUCACAUAGAACAACCACCCAGCAUCAGACCUUCUACCUUCACACCGGAGGGGAUCCCCACCAUUUCUCGAGUUACAGAUACAACAUUUCAGUGUCUCUGGUUGGGAAGAAAAAGAUUUCUGGAAAAAUAUACAUAUCGCUGUUCAGUGAUCACAUUUCCACCCCAGAAUAUGAAGUUGUACAGGGAACACUUCUGCCCGGGAACAGGUAUUCAGGGUUUAUCAAUGCUGAUGUAAAGUUGGAUGAAGUUAACUGCGUGGACUUUCGCUGGACUCUUUUACAAUCGAACAUCUUUCAAAUCCAGUUGGGUGCAGAGAAAGUGGACGUUCAGUCGGGAGAAGAUGGAGAAGUAUUAUCAUUUUGCUCUUUGGGGACGGUCAGAGACAAUAUGAUACUUACACUUGGACUGUGCACAGUUCACACCCGUAGCCACUAUGAUCCCAAAUCCAGUUACAAAGAGGAUUGGUUGUGAUCAGAUUAUUCAGAGGUCAUCCGAAUCUCCAAACUCUGUCCAAUUUCCUUCCUAGUUGGAGCCUAAGUCAUCUUUGUCAUACAAUGACAAUAGGAGUUUAAUAAUGUUUGUACUAUGACAGUUACAAGAAUCAAACCUCAAAAUUGUAACCUUGAGCUGAAACACAGCCAUCAAUAUGAGUAGACAAAAUUAUUAUUACAGAUGCCUGGAUGCACAUAUGUCAUCGCUACAAUUGAAUAAAGGAGUCAGUACUUACAGAAUGAGUACUGUAUGCGAUACCUACA
Molecule: messenger RNA, 1688 nt
Organism: Rana temporaria (common frog)
Lineage: Eukaryota; Metazoa; Chordata; Amphibia; Anura; Ranidae
Product: pancreatic lipase-related protein 2-like
Exons: 12
Coding region: 1-1404 (467 amino acids)
Biological process (GO): lipid metabolic process
Molecular function (GO): triacylglycerol lipase activity; protein binding
Source: RefSeq, a predicted model, not a curated record